Messenger RNA from Ziziphus jujuba (common jujube), 6165 nucleotides. RefSeq lists its product as uncharacterized. The transcript has 8 exons. Lineage: Eukaryota; Viridiplantae; Streptophyta; Magnoliopsida; Rosales; Rhamnaceae. The record is from RefSeq and is a predicted model, not a curated record. The coding region runs from base 514 to 5694 and encodes 1726 amino acids.
UCCAUUCCACACCUAAAGCCCCCACUGUUACAAAAUUCACACUUUCCCACUCUUCCCUCCUUUCUCUUCUUCAACUUCUUUUUUCCCCCUCCAAUCACCAAAAACCCUAGCUAAAUUUUCUCUAACCAGAAAAAAAUUUGUACAAAAAAAAAAAUAACCCAUUUCUCAAUUCCUUUGGAAAUCCAUUUUCUCGGAAUUUUAUUUUUUUCAGCUUCCGAGCUGUCAUUUCCCAGGAACUACUUUAUCAUAGUUCAUUCCAACUAAAUUUCCGAUCUUUUCUCUUUCUCUUUUCUUAAUGUUUGGUUUUUUCAAUGCCCAAUUUUUUGUUAAUGAUUAUGAAUUUGUAUGAAUAGGAAAUUCGGCAUUUUGUUAUACAAUUUAAAUAAAGUUUAUAUUUUUCUUCUGUAUUUUUUAUUCUCUUGUAAACUUGGGGUUUAUCAUAUAAAAUUUUGAUUGUUCUUUUUGGUUUUGUAAAUUGAAUCUGUAUUAUGUUUGGGAUUUGAAUGGUUGGGGAUGGAGAAAAGUGGGGAAGCGAUCGAUGAUCAGGGUUCUGGAUGGUUCGAAGUAAAAAAGAAGCAUAGAAAUAAUUCGAAGUUCUCCCUGCAGAGUUGGGUUGGGGGAUUUACUGGAAAAAAUGCUUCCGGUCCUUCGUGUAGCAAGCCCUCAUUAAGUGAAAACGUUGGAUAUUGCCGUGGUAAAGGUAGGGGAUCACAGCUUCCAAAAGGAGUGCAUCAUGAUGUACAUAGUCGGAGAAGUGUUGCAAAUUCCGUUCGUGCAUCAAAUGGAGAUAAACAAGGUGUAACCUUCCUUCAUAAUGGUCCUGGUAAGCAAGAAACUGAAUGUACCAAGUUAUCUGAAUCAGAAACUUCGAAUUUGAAAGAUGAAAAUAAUUUAUCUGAGAAGGCUCCUCAGAAAGAUAAUCCUACCGUGGUUCAUAAAAUCAACUGGGGUGAUCUAGAGGAUAAUGAUUCAGCGCCUAAUCCUGAAAAUGCUCUUGGAGCUGGAAUCAAGUUUGGUGCUAUUGGAGAUGAUAUUUUAGUUCCCUUUAAGGGGAAUGAGAAUGAUGAUAAUAUGGUUUCCUGUGCAUUUUCUUGUACAAAUUCCCAAGAAAAUAAAUUGGUGGCAGCAUCUGCGAGUGUAGAUACUGUUUCUCAUGAGGUGCCACUGAUGACUCCUAAGGAUCAACAACUUGAACAAAAAAGUAAAGAGGCAAAUGAAAUUCCAAUGAGAAAUGCUGAAGAUGUCAAUGAAAUUGUGAGUGAAAAAAUAGUUGAUCUGGAUACUGCUGUCUCAAUGAGUGGGGAUAUACAUACUGAAGAUGUCAAACAUGUAAAUGGUGACUGCUUAAAUGUUAUAACUCCAUCUGAUGAAGAGGCUGGGAUGCUAGUGAAGCUUCAGGCAUCACUAGUUACACCUGAGAUAGGUGAUCCGGAAAUUUCUGAGGUACCCAGACCCGUUGGGGAUCCAAGUGAAUCAGUUCUGAUCGAAAAAGAUACUGAGUUAGUUUUAACUGACAAGAGUGCACCUGAAAAUUCUGGAGAAUCUACCUUCACAGAAUCUUUUGAAGACCAUGGUGUUCCACAGGAUGGUACAACAAAUGAUAAUGCAUCAAGCACACAGAACGUGAUGACUGUUGGAGAAUGUGAGACGGGUGAAAGCAAAGAGAGAUUUAGGCAGCGUUUAUGGUGCUUUCUUUUUGAGAAUCUCAAUCGGGCGGUAGAUGAACUUUAUCUUCUUUGCGAACUAGAAUGUGACUUGGAGCAGAUGAAAGAGGCCAUUCUUGUUCUUGAAGAGGCUGCUUCUGAUUUUAAAGAUCUAAACACCAGAGUGGAAGAAUUUGAGAACACAAAAAGGACAUCUUCUCAGUUCAAUGAUGGGGUGCCUAUCACUUUGAAAAGUGAUCAUCGCAGGCCACAUGCUCUUUCAUGGGAGGUUCGAAGAAUGACGACUUCAGCACAUAAAGCAGAAAUACUUUCUUCAUCCCUUGAAGCUUUUAAGAAAAUCCAACAAGAAAGAGCUGCAUUGCAUCAAGCUAAUGAUGUGAAAAUCCUUGGGUCUGGAUAUUUAAAUCUCCAAUCCAGUGAUAGUCUAAAGAAGUCUUCUGGAAUAAGUGAUGGAAUACCCAAUGCAAAAGAUUCAAUAAUUAAAUCAGGAAAACAAAGUAGAGGUUCAGAUGUCACUCAAGAAGACCUAAGAGGAGAGAAACUAAAAAUUGAAUCGGUUGGGUCUUCCAAAGUGAAUCUGAUGCAAAAUGGACAAGUUCCUUUGCAGGUUUCAUCCUCAGGUGUUAUUACGUCUAGGUUACCUCCUAGGGACAGUUCAAGUUCUGGAAAGUAUAGAAGAGAACAGCCUGGAUCUGAAGCAGAGAAACUGCUUUCCAAGAAAGAUAAAAUGUUGACAGAAGGCACUUCAGAGAAAAAUCCCAAGAUGACAGAUCAUGGUAAGAGGCAAAAUAAUAUAUGUGACCAAGAUAAGGAAAAGGAGAAGAGGUAUGGAGCACCUUGGAAAUCCAUGAAUGCUUGGAAAGAGAAGAGAAACUGGGAGGACAUACUUUCAUCUCCUUACCGGGUCUCUUCUCGUAUUUCUCAUUCACCAAGCAUGAGCAGGAAAAGUGCUGAGCGUGCACGUAUGUUGCAUGAUAAGCUAAUGUCUCCUGAAAAGAAGAAGAAAACUGCAAUUGAUCUGAGAAGGGAAGCAGAAGAAAAGCAUGCAAGGGCUAUGAGAAUCAGAAGUGAGCUGGAGAAUGAGAGAGUUCAAAAGCUUCAGAGAACCUCAGAAAAGUUGAUCAGGGUCAAUGAAUGGCAGGCUGUUCGCAAUUUGAAGUUGCGAGAGGGAAUGUAUGCUCGACAUCAACGGAGCGAAUCUCGACAUGAAGCAUUUCUAGCUCAAGUUGUAAGAAGAGCUGGUGAUGAGAGCAGUAAAGUUAAUGAGGUUCGUUUCAUUACUUCAUUAAAUGAAGAGAAUAAAAAGCUUAUGUUGCGCCAGAAACUUCAUGAUUCGGAGAUGAGGAGAGCCGAGAAACUCCAAGUGAUAAAAACUAAACAAAAAGAGGAUAUGGCAAGAGAAGAAGCUGUUCUAGAACGGAGGAAACUCAUUGAAGCUGAAAAGCUGCAGCGCCUAGCUGAGACACAAAGGAGAAAGGAAGAGGCUCAGGUUAGAAGGGAAGAGGAACGCAAAGCAUCAAGUGCAGCACGUGAGGCAAGGGCGUUGGAACAAUUACGUAGAAAGGAGGAAAGAGCCAAAGCCCAACAAGAAGAAGCUGAGCUUCUGGCACAGAAAUUAGCUGAGAGACUUAGUGAAAGUGAGCAACGUCGCAAGUUCUACCUGGAGCAAAUACGAGAAAGAGCUUCUAUGGAUUUCAGGGAUCAAUCUUCCCCAUUACUGCUCCGAUCUGUAAACAAGGAGUGUCAGGGUAAAUCUACACCAACCAACAAUUGCGAAGAUAAUCAAGCUAGCAACUUCUCAGGCUUAGGAAGUUCUACUCUCCCAACAAGCAAUGUUACAUUGCCACAUUCGAUGAAGCGGAGGAUUAAAAGAAUUCGGCAAAGACUUAUGGCUUUAAAAUAUGAAUUUUCUGAGCCUCCUGUUGGUGCUGAAAAUUCUGGAAUUGGAUAUAGAACAGCAUUGGGUACUGCAAGGGUGAAAAUCGGGAGAUGGCUUCAAGAACUUCAGAGACUUCGCCAGGCAAGAAAAGAAGGGGCUUCUAGUAUUGGGAUAAUAACUGCUGAAAUGAUCAAGUAUUUGGAGGGAAAGGAUGCUGAACUGCAGGCUUCUCGCCAAGCUGGUCUUCUUGACUUUAUAGCUUCUGCCUUACCUGCUUCUCAUACAUCAAAACCUGAAGCCUGCCAAGUGACAAUACAUCUUUUAAAGCUUUUGAGGGUGGUUUUGUCAGUGUCUGCAAACAGGAGUUAUUUUCUUGCCCAGAAUCUCUUACCCCCAAUAAUCCCGAUGCUAUCAGCUGCCCUUGAGAACUAUAUAAAAAUUGCAGCAUCCCUAAAUCAGCCAGCUAGCACGAAUUUUCCUACAAGCAAAACAUCAGCUGAAAAUUUUGAAUCAAUAUCUGAAGUACUUGAUGGUUUCAUAUGGACUGUGACAACAAUUCUUGGUCACAUAAGCUCUGAUGAAAGACAGCUCCAAAUGCGGGAUGGCUUGCUAGAGCUAUUGAUUGCGUACCAAGUUAUUCACCGGCUGAGAGAUCUGUUUGCACUUUAUGAUCGGCCUCAGGUUGAAGGGUCACCAUUUCCCUCUUCAAUUCUCUUGAGCAUACACUUUUUGGUGGUUUUAACAUCCAGACCUGAAACAAAUUGUUUGAUUGAUUGGGAAUCUCUACCUACUGAUACAGUGGUAGGAAGUGGAAUUGAUGAGGAAAAAGUGGAAGAUUCUGCUGAUACUAAAUCAGUCCCUAUGCUACAUUCUGGAGAUUUCAGACCUCCAUUAUCAGUGCUAAAUGGUAGUAAAAUUGCAACGCUACCAGAUGUACCAGAGGAUAGACCACUAGAUGAAUCAUAUAAGAUGAAUAAAGAUGAUUUGUCAGUGUCCAUUGCCAGGGAAGGUGAAAAGGAACAGACUAGUACUUCAGUGGAGGUGAAUAGUAUUAACACGGUCAAGACAGAUGUUCCAGAUGAACCCCAAAAACAUUUAAUUGAAGACAACGUGAAGCCUCUUUUACCCCAGAAGGAUGAGAAACACUUGGUUGAUGCUGGCAUAGAACAAAAGGAUGAAAACAUUUUGACCUUGGAACAGCCAGUAGGAUUUCUUCUUUCUGCCAUAUCGGAAACUGGUGUUGUCAGUCUCCCUUCUCUGUUAACAGCUGUAUUACUGCAGGCAAACAAUAGACUGUCUUCUGAACAGGCUUCAUAUGUCCUUCCAUCAAAUUUUGAGGAGGUGGCUACCGGAGUGUUGAAGGUGUUGAACAAUUUGGCUCUUUUGGAUAUUAAAUUUAUGCAGAGAAUGCUGGCUAGGCCAGAUCUAAAAAUGGAAUUUUUCCAUUUGAUGAGUUUCCUUCUAUCACAUUGCAACAGCAAGUGGAAAGUAUCUAGUGAUCAGGUUGGUUUGCUUCUGCUCGAGUCUCUGUUGCUUCUUGGUCACUUCGCAUUGUUCCACCCCGGGAAUCAAGCUGUUCUUCGAUGGGGAAAGAGUCCUACCAUUCUUCACAAGGUAUGCGAUCUUCCUUUUGUAUUCUUCAGUGACCCAGAGCUGAUGCCGAUCUUAGCUGGUACACUGGUUGCUGCAUGUUUUGGGUGUGAGCAGAACAAAGGUCUGGUUCAGCAGGAAAUCAGUAUAGAUAUGCUGCUUUCCUUGUUAAGAUCUUGUAGAAAUGUUUUACCAGUAGUUCGAUCAAAUUCCAACACAGACAAUAAUAGCCCAAUAGAUGACUCUUGUGAAUGUAAUCAACUGUGUCUUGACUUUAAAAAGGCUCAAGUUGACAUUCCCCUAAGAUCUACCCGACAUAACACAAGAAAUACUAGGCUUUCAUUUGGAAGAAGUGGUGCUUUGGGAAACAGCAUGAAAAUUGGUAAGUUAAGAAGCCAAAGAGAUAGUAAAGCAAUAAAGAACUGUGAAGAAGUGGCUCUGAAACAUAAUCUGCCAGCUCCAGAAACUUCCUCUAUGAUGUUGCAUUGUAGAUUUCCCCUCAGCUUCAUUGAGAGAGCAGAAAACUUCUUUUCAACUGGUACCCCAAGCAUGGGAGAUUAGGUAAAGAGAUCAACCAUGCCAGAACCCUACUUUCAUUUUUUGGCUGAUGAUAUUUUCUUUGGGUCAUAUGCUCACUUAGGAAAGUGCGGUCAAGUACUAGAGACUAAUAUGCAAUUUUCAACGAAGAGUUUCUUCUCUAAAACUGCAGCAGACACUCAACUGACAGAGGCUUAACACUAUCGGUAUUGAGAUGAGAUUUACUGGUCGAUUUGUCAAGAAUAUGCUCUGAAGUCACAAGGCGGUAUAUGUGUGGGGUUUCAAGUAAAGUCAUACUAGGACAUGAACUGUAGGUGUGAAUCCAAUGGGCAAUGGGCGGUAUCUUUUAUGAUAAUGUAGUAUUCUUUGAUUUCCCCUAUUUAACAGCACCAGGUGUCCAAAGGGAUACAGGUGAAGCAUUAUUGUACCAACUGAUACCAACUGAAUUAUCAGCUUAUGAUAAUAAAAUGCAUCCAUAGGUAUAUAUUUACUCUA